AUGGCGAAGAGCAAUGACUUCAGGCUGAUGACAUCAGGGGCUGACUACGCCACGCGCUCUCCCUGCACCGCGACACGCCGUGCCUGCGCCGUGCCGCACCAUGCCGCUCACCCCUCCCCGGUGCUGUUCCCAGGCGUGGGCUACGGGAUGAUGGUGGUGUCCACGUACAUCGGGAUCUACUACAACGUGGUGAUCUGUAUUGCCUUCUACUACUUCUUUGUGUCCAUGACGCGCGUGCUGCCCUGGGCGUACUGCAGCAAUGCCUGGAACACGCCCGACUGCGUGGGGGUGCUGGACGGGAACCUCUCCAGCCGCGCUGCCCUCAACCUCACCCGCUUCCUCAACACCACCCAGAAGCGCACCAGCCCCAGCGAGGAGUACUGGAGGAGGGACGUGCUGGACCUGUCGGGCGACAUCGGGAACCUGCUCUUCUACUCGGUGGGCUGUGCCUGGGGUGGGCUCAUCACCAUGGCCUCCUAUAACAAGUUCCACAACAACUGCUACCGGGACAGCAUCAUCAUCAGCAUCACCAACUGCGCCACCAGUGUCUACGCUGGCUUCGUCAUCUUCUCCAUCCUGGGCUUCAUGGCCAACCACCUGGGUGUGGAUGUCUCCAAGGUGGCCGACCACGGCCCCGGCCUGGCCUUCGUCGCCUACCCCGAGGCCCUCACCCUGCUCCCCAUCUCACCCCUCUGGUCCGUCCUCUUCUUCUUCAUGCUCAUUCUCCUGGGGCUGGGCACAGAGUUCUGCCUGCUGGAGACACUGGUCACAGCCAUUGUGGACGAGGUGGGCAACGAGUGGAUCAUCCGCAGGAAGACCUUUGUGACGCUGGGGGUGGCCGUGGCAGGCUUCCUGCUGGGUGUCCCGCUCACCAUGCAGGCUGGCCUCUACUGGCUGAGUUCUAAAGUAUCCUAG
Opisthocomus hoazin is the source of this 915-nucleotide messenger RNA. The record is from RefSeq and is a predicted model, not a curated record. Lineage: Eukaryota; Metazoa; Chordata; Aves; Opisthocomiformes; Opisthocomidae.